This is a messenger RNA of Stereum hirsutum FP-91666 SS1, 736 nucleotides long. RefSeq lists its product as uncharacterized. NCBI's taxonomy places the organism in Eukaryota, Fungi, Basidiomycota, Agaricomycetes, Russulales, Stereaceae. Gene Ontology annotation, cellular component: mitochondrion. Gene Ontology annotation, molecular function: dihydrofolate reductase activity; NADP binding. Gene Ontology annotation, biological process: dihydrofolate metabolic process; glycine biosynthetic process; folic acid metabolic process. The coding region runs from base 30 to 722 and encodes 230 amino acids. The transcript is spliced from 2 exons. The record is from RefSeq and is a predicted model, not a curated record.
CCAGCCACGGCUUGCUUCGACUUCAAAAUAUGUCUCGUCUCACUCUCAUAGUCGCCGCAACCAGAACCAAUGGUAUCGGACAGAACGGAAGUCUUCCAUGGCAGCUUCCUCAAGAAAUGUCCUACUUCGCUCGCGCCACAAAAACUGCGCCGGAAGGGAAGGUGAACGCGGUCGUGAUGGGGAGAAAUACAUGGGAAAGUAUCCCAAAGAAGUUUAGACCGUUGAAGGAUCGCGUGAAUAUAGUGGUGUCGAGGAAUGAGAAGUAUGAGAUCGGAUCGACACCACAAACCUCUCCGACAUUCCUACACCUUAAUCUGGCCGAUGCGCUCGCUCGUAUAUCUAAUCCACCACCGUCACCUGCUCCUGAGUCUUUCAAACCUAUCCAUCACGCCUUCAUCAUCGGUGGCGCCACACUCCAUAACGAAUCCCUCGCUCUUCCACCCGACCCCACUACUGCCGCCUUCGUCGACCGCGUCCUUCUUACACGUAUUCUUGAACCCGCAUUUGAAGACUGCAAUGUCUUUAUGCCAGAUUUCUUGACCUCUCAAGGCGAAUCGGGGGCAAGAGCGGCGGAGGAGGGUGUACAGUGGAAUCGAGCGCCACACGAGGAGUUGAGUGAGUGGGUAGGCUUUGAGGUGCCCAAGGGUGUACAGGAGGAGAAAGGCGUGAAGUAUGAGUUUCAGAUGUGGGUGAGGCGUAAACCGCAGCAUACCAGUGAAUGAUGAUGUCGGUCCCC